This is a messenger RNA of Ailuropoda melanoleuca (giant panda), 3539 nucleotides long. It is a transcript of the gene TSPYL4, whose product is annotated as TSPY like 4. The record is from RefSeq and is a predicted model, not a curated record. Gene Ontology annotation, cellular component: nucleus. The coding region runs from base 121 to 1368 and encodes 415 amino acids. Lineage: Eukaryota; Metazoa; Chordata; Mammalia; Carnivora; Ursidae. The transcript is spliced from 7 exons. Gene Ontology annotation, biological process: nucleosome assembly.
GUCACCGGUUGCCAUAGCAGCAUCCCCCCAAGAGAGGAAAAGAGGGGCGGAUUGGGGCGGAGCGCGGCUUCUGCGGAGGACGAGGGACGCUCUCCUCCUGCAGGUCUGCCUUCUACCAAAAUGAGCAGCCUGGAUGAGGGCAGCGGUCUUCCUGUCGCUAAAGACUGCGGCUUAGCUACUGCCGACCAUGCCCCGGGACAUCCGGACCUAAGCCAGUGCCAGGGCGAGGAAACCGAGGCGACGCCGGUGAUGGCGGACACAGGUGAGGGCAGCUUGGAGGCCGCCGCGGAGGGAGGCGCACCCCAGAACCCCGCUAGUUGUGCCCCGGUGCUCCGUGUUCGAGUUUUUGGGAGUCGCGGCCGAGUACCGACUAGAUCGGGCCAGAAAGAGGUUCUGCUUCCCAUGGAAGGCUUGGCAGCAGCCCGUGCCUCAGCCUCCGCCGCGGUGGCGACGGACAAUAGCCAGGAAAAUGGCUGUCAGCGUAGAGAGCCGCAAGGCCCUGCUGGGGAGAAAGCUCUAGAAGCCUGUGGCGCAGGGGGGUUGGGGUCUCAGAUGAUGCCUGGGGCGAAGGCGAAGGAAAUGACGACAAAAAAGUGCGCCGUUUCAGCGGCUGCGGAAAAGGAGGGAGGAGCAGAGGAGGUGGUGGAAGAAAAGGUGAUGCAGAAGGAUAAAAAGGUGGUAGGAGGAGUGAAAGAGGAGACACGGGGCAAGGCCCCGAAGAUCAAUAACUGCAUGGAUUCGCUGGAGGCCAUCGAUCAGGAGCUGUCAAAUGUAAAUGCCCAAGCUGACAGGGCUUUCCUUCAGCUGGAGCGCAAGUUUGGCCGCAUGCGAAGGCUUCAUAUGCAGCGCAGAAGUUUCAUUAUCCAAAAUAUCCCAGGUUUCUGGGUCACUGCCUUUCGAAACCACCCCCAGCUGUCACCUAUGAUCAGUGGCCAAGAUGAAGACAUGAUGAGGUACAUGAUCAAUUUGGAGGUGGAGGAGCUCAAACACCCCAGAGCAGGCUGCAAAUUUAAGUUCAUCUUUCAGAGCAACCCCUACUUCCGAAAUGAGGGGCUCGUCAAAGAAUAUGAGCGCAGAUCCUCUGGCAGGGUGGUGUCUCUUUCCACUCCAAUCCGCUGGCACAGGGGCCAAGACCCCCAGUCCCAUAUCCACAGGAACCGGGAAGGAAACACCAUCCCCAGUUUCUUUAACUGGUUCUCAGACCACAGCCUCCUAGAAUUCGACAGGAUUGCUGAGAUUAUCAAAGCAGAACUGUGGCCCAAUCCCCUACAAUACUACCUGAUGGGUGAAGGGCCUCGCAGGGGAAUUCGAGACCCAGCAAGGCAGCCAGUGGAGAGCCCCAGGUCCUUCAGGUUCCAGUCUGGCUAACUGAUGACCUUGUGAGAAGCUCAUGCACAAGUCUCCUCACCACCUCCCCUUGAAACUAUGCUUAGCCAACAGCAUGCAAUCUUCUCUCUGCUUUCUCUUCACACUGGAGUAUUUUAUUCUUUGGUUCUUCUAAAUCUUCAACUAUCAGUUGCAAGGUUGACUCUUACAUGCUUGUGUUCUUCCUCUGGACUUUCAUGUUCUUCUGUAUCCUGUUACAUGUUCCAGGUGCAUGGCCUUGCACUGCUUCUAUGCCAAGCACAUGAUGCCGUAGAUAGAUAAGCACUGCCUUCCUUUGCAUGCCUUGGGCCCUGUCUAUGACCAUGGCCUUCUCCCAGUUUUUUAAUUGUUUACCACAAAGAAGCUUGAAAUACCUUUGCAAAUAACUAGCUGGGCUUCAUACUUUAUGCCGACUGUCCUCCUGAUACUCAUGUACUGUAUGUCAAGUUCUUUGAAUUUCACCACUGCAAGAUGAAGCCGAUCUAGAUGAUGCCAGCCAUCAACCCAAACCGGACACUCUGGCUACCACUGACUGCUUCCCAGCUGCCUCCGUGGCCUGUGCCAUCCACCCACCUGGUUAUCUGGCAGAAUAAGUUGGCUGGUGGGUGGCUACUAGACAUGAAUGAGGUAACAGAGGAGAGGUGUUCAGUGUUACUGCAUUAGUCUUCUUUUGCCUUUGGGCACUCUGCUGUGUGAACAGGUACUGAGUCAGAGUUUGAGCUUUGGAUAUCUGAUUUGCAUCAGAGAUACCGUCUCUGGUUUGACAAUCUCAAGAAAUCUGAGGUAUGUCCGGCACUUCCAUUUGUGUUCCCAUGUUACUUUUGUAAUCCUGACACGGGUCUUACUAUCUCCUCCAUUUAAAUAGUUAAGAAAACAGGCUCAGAAAGCUGAAGUAAAUAUGCCUAAGAAGCAAGUCACAGAGACAUGUAUUUUUUAAUUUCAAGCCUAGGGUAUCUUCCACUAUUAUGAACAUCUGUACUAAAUUUGGCAUAAAACAAAAAGAUUUUAUUUAUUUAUGUAUGUAUGUAUGUAUGUAUGUAUGUGAAUAAUCAGGACUCAGUUGAAGGUUAUUCUUCAUUCAUUCAUGAUUAGUCUUUGAAAGGGGUACUUUUUAUCACUUACUACAGGGUUCCAUACAGUCACAGAUUAAAACACUAUUGGAAUUUACAAAUGCCAUCUUGAUAAUUGCUUCAAAAAUGAAUGAAAUUAGCAGUUUGUUGCCUUCAUCAAAGGGAGUAAAUGUACCAAAAGGACUUUAAAUAUUAUAUUUAUGAAAUUUAGUUGCUAAGAAUUGUAAAGAAAUGUUGACAUUUGUAUUAAAUUUAGAGAAUUUGAGUAUUUUUUAAUUGAUUCAACAUGGUGAUGCUUUUAAUAGGCACUUAGUAAUUUAUUUCUUCUCUACUUUAGUUUUUUAAAGUUUUUUUUUUUUUAAAGUACAGUCUACCCUCCAAUGUGAGGCUAAACUCAUACCCAAGAUCAAGAGUCUCGUGUUCUACCGACUGUGAGCCAACCAGCACCAAAGGGGAAAUUUGCUAACUAUGCAAGGUGAACAUUUGAACCUGAAUAUGAAGAAAGAGUAGACCUGCUUACUGAUGACUUUAGUGUAUGUGGCUUCCAACAAGAAUAGACUUCAUUAUACAUUUUAGGACUCCCAUGGUUCUUGGUUCUCUGUUUUACUCUUCCAGGUAGCAGAAAAGAUCUACUGUUAAGAAAUUUGGGCAUUUUAUAACCAGCUCAGGAGCAAGUCUAAAGGAGCUACCAAUUUAUUAACCUACACGCAUGAAGAAAGAGUAGAAGCACUUUCAUGGCCAAGCAAAAGAAACAUAAGAGGCUCUGAUUCUUCAGGCUUCCCGUCUCUGUCCCCUCUGAGCUCUUCCAGGAUGAGGACUGUCUCCCAAUUACUAUAAUGACGGGCUGGGAAAAUGUCUGAAUGCAUGCUGUCACCAAAGUAAACAACCUGACUUCAAAAUGGGGCCAGAAGACAAGCGGCUAAGACAGACCCAUAAACCAUCUCUAAAUCUGGAUUCCUUGACCUGGAUAUGGCUCGUGGAUACAACUAUAAACAAGAUACAACUACAGGAAAAGAGAAAUUUUUAUCUGGCAUCCUCGACAAUGCCCAAAUGCAGUGCUGUUUACUCUCCUCCAUUAUAAUUAAGACUAGUUCUGUAAUGGAU